UCCGUAUAGAAGUCGGUAGCGUUUGUGUCUCCACCCAGAGCGGAUCAGUGCGGACUGUCUGUGGAACUGCUCGCGGUUCGGGCUCGGUUCUGCCGCCGGAGAGCUCUGGAUGGAAUAAUCCGGAUCUGAACUCGGAUUCCCGGUGGUUUAGGAUCGGGACCGGUUCUGGUUAGUGGGGGAUUGUUAGCGUGUUUGUGGCGGAUCCGGUCCAGAGGGACCCCGGGAUACAGCGGCCGUACUCCGGGCGGACUGACGGGCUGUGGGAGGGAUGUCCGGUUAUUCGGAGGCGUCCGGCGCCGGACGGGGUGGAGGGGGCGGAGUGGACCCCUGCCGGAGGAGCAGGUCGGUAGGUCUGGGUACCGACCUGUCCAUGCUGGAGGUGGAGCGUCUGCAGGUGGAGGUGGCUGAGCUGAGGAAGGAGGUGGCCAGGCUGCGGUCGGAGCAACGGCAGGGAGGGAUGGUGGAGAUCAAAGCUGAGGAAGUGGAGCAUGCCAUCACUCCAUCGUUCGGCUGUACGAGUGAAGAUCUGGUAGUUGUACAGGUCGACGAAAACACCAACAGCUGUGAAAAAAAUAUAAAUAAUGAAAACAACGAAAUCGUUGAAAGUAGUGAAGCGUUUGAGAGUAAUGAAAUAAUUGAAACCAGUGAAAACAGUGAAGGAGGUGAAAGCAUCAGUGGAGACCAAGACCUGCCACUCCCUAAGAUGGAGGUAGAGCCCUCUCUGAGUAAGCUGUGCGAACUCGAAACCAACACCGUCCAAACCCAGUACGAACCUCGUCUCCCGAUGGGCCUGAUGGGAUUUCCCAUAAUCUGUAAAGAAGAACCAGUAGAAGAAAUCCUCCCAGUACACGAUAUCGGACUCCAGGAGGUCGUCCAGAACCUGUUCAAGACCUGCUCAGCCGGACUCAUCGACUUCAAAGCCAUACCGGACCUGAACGGAGACGUGAAAGAGGAAAUACCAAUGAUAGAUAACGGAAGUGAUGAGACCGAAGAGGACAACGAAGACGGCGAGGACGAUGAAGAGGAUGAGGAUUUCGUUCCUACAGGUGACUUCCGACACCCGUACUCUGAAAUGGGGGGCAUGCCUUUCCCGCCGAUAGACGGGCCGGACCACCGGCCGAGGCGGAACUCGGCGAGUCCCCGGUAUCAGCAGCAGCAGCAGCAGGGCGUCGGCGACGGGGACGUGCCGUACUGCUGCUCCAUGUGCGACCAGAGCUUCACCCUGCACUCGGACUUCCUCAAACACCUGGAGGUUCACAAGGAGGAGAAGCCUCACCACUGCGACCAGUGCGGAGAGGGUUUCACCACGCUGUUCAGACUGCAGUCCCACAUGAAGGCUCACGCCGGCGAGAACGACUUCACCUGCUCCGUGUGCGGCAAGCAGUUCCUGCAGGCGCUGAACCUCCGGAUUCACAUGAGGAUCCACUCCGGCGAGAAGCCGUACGCCUGCCACGUCUGCGGCAAGAGCUUCUGCCAGCCGUCCGCCUACCGGCGCCACCAGCGGGUGCACACCGGGGAGAAACCGUACCAGUGCGGCGACUGCGGCAAGCAGUUCGCCAGAGCGUCCAUGCUGAAGAUCCACCAGACAAUUCAUACCGGAGAGAAGCCGUUCGGCUGCCCGGUCUGCGGCAAGGAGUUCUCCCAGGCGCUGUACCUGAAGAGCCACUGGCGGGUCCACACCGGCGAGAGACCCUACAACUGCCCCAUCUGCGGGCGAGACUUCUCCCACCUGUCCUCCCUCCGCCGGCACCAGAUAGUUCAUACCGGCAAGAAGCCCUACCAGUGCGGCGAGUGUGGCAAGCAGUUCACCAGAGCCUCCAAGCUGAAGAUGCACCAGAGGUUACAUUCUGUAGAGAAGGCUUUCACACUCUGCCCGGACUUAUCUGUGCAACAUGCAAACCAAGGAGAGUCUGCGGUACCGUAUUCAGGCGAUGUGGCGGUAAAAGAACAUUGUAUCCUGACUGAUUAUAUAUAGAAACUAUAUCCUCAUGAUGCACGAUAUUUAUCAGAAUUAGAUUUUUUUUAAUGCACACAUAAAAAGGUAAAAGGCAGCAGAGCAAAAUCUUAUCAAAUUUUAUCCAAAUACAACCCAAUGCAGUUUAAUACAUCUUUUUUUUUGCAUCGGAUGCAUUUCAUCCAAUUCAUCAAGAAUAGUAGUUAAAAAAAAGUAGUUGUGCGUUUGGCAAUAUACUAAAAAUAUGCUCAGAAAUAAAUGUAUAACGUAUAUCACUUUAAAAUUAAAAACAAAUUGCCCACUCCUAAUGUAGGGCCUGAUUCUUUUAAACAAGUAUUUUAAAGUAUUCAAACAGUUUUUGCCUUUGGUUGGAGGGAAAAUAGACUAAUUUCUUGCAUGAACUUUUAUGUUAUGCCUUAUCUUUGACCAGAGAACGAUGCCACAAUAAAAGUCCCCAUUCUGAAUCGGUAUAAAACCAGUGUAAACGGUCGGCCAAUUUUUAAAAACAUUUUUAACAUUGAUACAGAUGUAGAAAUUCAAACUCAGUUGACAUUAUUCAGUGAGAAAAUGCAAAAUAUAUUUCUGUAGAAUUAUAAUCACAAAUAAAGUAAGGGAAUUCUGUAGGUUUAAGUUCAGUUCAGUUUCAGUUCAGUUUCAGUUUAAGGGUUAAAACAUGGUGUCAUCCAAUCAAAUCCAGUUCUAUUAAAGAAUAAUACAACUUGAUUCAUCUCCAUUACCUAUAAAAUUGAUAAUCUACUGAAUUCCUGUAUUUUAAAUUUGUCAUUUCUGCUUUUGCCUUUCUGAAUCUGCAGUUAUAAACAGAUAUUACAGAUUAUUUUUUUUUUAACGGUUGUUUGUUUUUUAAUAUGAAUUAUUUGUUUUUUUAACGUUGUCCUGUCAGGUUCACACUUGUUUAAUGAAAUUGUUUAUAUUGUUAAUUAUUGUUGAAAUUAUUAUUAUAAUUAUUAAUUAAGCCUCAUAGGUACUGAAUCUAAACUAAAACUAAAACUGCUGUUUUGGGAGUUACGAAUUAUUAUUUCAUUUUGUUUCAUUUGUUUGCACAAAAAUGCUAAGAAUAGUUGAGCAAAGCAGUUUAAAUAUGCAACCGUUUUUGAUAAAUCUCUGUAAUUAAUGAAUGCAUGCAUUGGUGGAGGUCCUGUGCAGUUCGGUUGAUUAUUUUUCGCAGUAUUUAAAGAAAUGUUGUUUUGGUUUCGAUUGUUUUUCACAGGGUGAAAAGAAAACACAUGGUGAUAAUUGUACGUUUUUGAGGAUUUUUGUAACUGCACACGUUAACGCUGUAGUUUCGACUGAGAAUUCAUACCGGAUAGAAACCUUUUCCUUGUUUUUUCUUAGGAAAAGACUCUGAUCCAUCCACCAAUAAUUAGCACAAAGCUUUGCUGUUUUGUCAAAAUUAAUGUUUGGAUCAGUAAUUCCUACCGAGGCAGAGCACCACCACUAUGGGCACCAGUAAAUACACACUGGAGAACAUCUCAAGUCUCAAAUAUCUGCUGGUUCUCUAAGUUUUAAGCCAGUUUUGUUUGGGUUUGUUUAAGCUUCACUGUUGCAAUGUUAAUUCAUACACAACAUGUUUGUACCAGUGAAUUCAUACUGGAGAAAAGCUCUGCUGUUGACCAACAUUCAAGGUCAUUCAAGUCUUACUGAAAACAAGCCCUUCCAUUAAUUCAUACCGUGGACUAACCCUACCAAUAUUGAGCUGCAGUGAAUACAUCCUGGAUCUGCUGUUGGAGCAAUCUGCUGUUGCUCUAAUUUGUAAGUAAGCUUUGAUUGCUGAAGCGUCACAGGAACUUUUAACAUAAUCAAUUCAUACCGAGGAUGAGCCAUAUCAGUAAAUAACGUCAGUAAAUACAUACUGGAAAACACGCCUGCUAUGUUAAGUCUGAGUGAGGUCUGUAAAGCUGCUUUCCAAUGCAAAAAGUACUUUUCUGGGAAAAUUCGAAAUUUAAGAAAUUAAGAAUUGUUUACAGAUUGAUUUCCCAGUUUUAUCGUAAAAUUAGCAAAUUAUUAAUCAGUCAGAUAAUUUUAUGGUGUCUGAUGUUUUACACUGGAGGGGAUGUAACUAACAACAGUAGUGUUAGCUACAAGUACCGGUUACCAACUCGCUUUCACUUCUUUGUUUUUGAUGUAAAAAUAACGCAGGAUAACGUUGGCUUUAACGAAAAGAUAAUCAACGUUUUUUGUGUUUUUACUUGUGUUUGAAAAGGGAUACUGUUUUUUUGUGUCUCUGUGUAAUUUUUUAUCAUUUUUAUUGUUGCGUUCAAGGCUUAUUUGUGCAUUAUGUUAUUUUGCGAUGUUUCGAAUUGUUCGUGGGAAAAAGCCGUAAACUUGGUCAGGCCUUCCAGGAUGAAACUAUAAGAACUGAUUAAAUUAAUAUGAUGAAAUGUUCAAAA
This is a messenger RNA of Astyanax mexicanus (Mexican tetra), 4362 nucleotides long. RefSeq names its product zinc finger protein 2-like. The transcript is spliced from 4 exons. The record is from RefSeq and is a predicted model, not a curated record. Lineage: Eukaryota; Metazoa; Chordata; Actinopteri; Characiformes; Acestrorhamphidae. The coding region runs from base 269 to 1975 and encodes 568 amino acids. Gene Ontology annotation, molecular function: RNA polymerase II cis-regulatory region sequence-specific DNA binding; DNA-binding transcription factor activity, RNA polymerase II-specific. Gene Ontology annotation, biological process: regulation of transcription by RNA polymerase II.